AUGAGAGGGCUGAACUUCUUGAAUUAUAUAUUCCAAGUUUUUUCCAUUCUGUCUUUGUUACUGCCAAGGGAAGCCUUUGGCACGGUGACUUGCAGGCGCAACGGCCAUCUUGAAUGUUUACCACGGGCACCCACGGCCGAAACUCGCAACGGCACUUACCAUGGUAUUCAUAACGAUAAUUAUAACCAAGACUUCUUCCUUGGCAUUCCUUACGCCCAGCAGCCUGUUGGAUAUCUUCGAUUACGAACACCACAGUCGCUUAAUGAGUCAUGGACCAUGCCAAGAAACGCAACAGAAUAUUCACCCGCUUGCGUGGGAUAUAAGCAGAGUGUUGGUGCUUCUGAAGCUUGCCUGACGCUCAACGUCAUUCGACCAAGUGGAGUGUCGCCGAAUGAGAGACUUCCAGUUGCUGUGUGGAUUUACGGCGGAGGCUUUACCUCGGGCAGCUCAGCAAAUCAGCAGUAUAACCUUAGCUUUAUCGUUGAAGAGUCAGUGAAGGUUAGCUCUCCCAUCAUCGCAGUCAGCUUGAACUACCGCCUUCAUUGCUGGGGGUUUAUGUGGAGCAAAGAAAUCAAAGAAGCCGGAGUGGGCAACUUGGGAUUCAGGGAUCAGCGCCUUGCCUUACAUUGGAUCCAAGAAAAUAUCGAUGCUUUCGGUGGUGAUCCUAGCAAGGUCACGAUCUGGGGUGAAAGCGCCGGUGCAAAUAGUGUAGGAACCCAGCUUAUUGCCUAUGGGGGCCGAGACGAUGGCCUUUUCCGUGCAGCCAUAAGCGAGAGCGGUGCACCAUCCACUUACGACCGUUACCAAAUACCCAAAGAUUGGCAACCUUACUAUGAUGCAAUAGUGGAAGCUGCCAACUGUAACUUCGCGUCAGACACUUUGACUUGUCUGCGGACUGUUCCAACAAACAAGCUACACGCAAUUUUUGAUAAUUCGAGCAUCGUACCAGUCCAUACACUCACUGGCCUAACUGGUCCUCAAUUCGUGCAGGUCAUUGACGGUGAUCUGAUUCAAGAAAGUGCCACUGUACAGCUUCAGCAGGGCAAAUUUGUCAAAGUUCCGUAUAUUAUCGGUGCUAAUGCAGACGAGGGAACAAGCUUUGCUGUGUCAGGGAUUAGCACUGAUGAGCAAUUUCAAACCCUUGUAGCAAGCUGGGGCCUGGAUAACGCCACCGUCGCUAUCUUAACUGCGCUCUAUCCAAACAUACCGGAAAUUGGUAUUCCUGCUUCAAUGGUCGGGAGCCCUCCAGCUGGAUAUGGGGACCAAUACAAGCGUGUUGCCGCAUUCCAAGGGGAUGUUAAUAUUCAUGCUGGGCGCCGACUGGCUAGUCAAGCAUGGGCCAAGCAUAAUGUAUCGGCCUACAGUUAUCUUUUUGAUGUGAUAAAUCAUGGAGCUGGGCCACUUGUCGGAGCAGAUCAUGGCUCGGAAAUAGCGUAUGUUUUUGACAAUGUUGAUGGUGUGGGUUAUGCAGUCGGCCAGAAUCCCAUGGAAAAUGAGGCUCCGAGUUAUCAGCAUGUUGCUAAGAAGAUGUCGAGAUUCUGGAUCAGCUUCUUCGCCGAUAUGACACCGAAUCACUCCCAAGAUAACCACGAAGAUUGGCCCUCUUACAAUUUACAAAAUCCGGAAAUCAUUCUUUUCAACACCAAAUUCGAAUCUCCAGCCCUUGUUAUACCAGAUACUUAUCGAGCGGAAGGUAUUGACUAUAUAAGCAAAAACCUCGCUACCUCUUUUGGACACUAG
Penicillium longicatenatum is the source of this 1740-nucleotide messenger RNA. Its product is annotated as carboxylesterase. The record is from RefSeq and is a predicted model, not a curated record. Bases 1 to 1740 code for a protein of 579 amino acids. The transcript is spliced from 4 exons. NCBI's taxonomy places the organism in Eukaryota, Fungi, Ascomycota, Eurotiomycetes, Eurotiales, Aspergillaceae.